AUAUACCACAGCGUUCUAUAUAAACACGAGCCUUCAGUGGUGCACCGGUGUGCUAUUUCUUUCUUGUGGCUCAAGAAAUAGGUUAGUUUCGAGCUGAAACAAGAUGGACAGCGAUAAACAAAAACUGUUCAACAGAAUGAAGCCAUUCAUAGGUGUUGUGUUCUUACAGUUUGGAUAUGCUGGUAUGGAUAUUCUAUCUAAGGCUGCACUGAACAAGGGAAUGAGCAACUAUGUACUUGUCGUGUACCGUCAUGUUUUUGCCUUCGUUGUCAUGGCUCCUUUUGCAUUGAUCUUGGAGAAGCCGGUUAUUGACCAGAAUUUAUAUUUUUUGGGAAUGAAGUACACCACAGCAACCUUUGCCGUUUCCAUGUACAAUGUCCUUCCUGCCAUUACCUUUGUCAUGGCUUUCAUUCUUAGGCUUGAGAAGAUAAAAAUAAAAAGUAGACGCAGUCAAGCAAAGGUGGUCGGCACUUUAGCCACUGUUGCAGGUGCCAUGGUCAUGACACUAAUAAAAGGCCCAGUACUUAAUCUUUUUGGAAUACACGGAAGCAAUCCCCACAACCCGCAACAUGGUGGGGUAAAUCUCCAACAUGCGAUAAAGGGAUCAGUGAUGAUUACAAUUGGCUGCUUUAGUUGUGCAUGUUUCAUGAUUCUCCAAGCUCUUACCAUUGAAGCCUACCCUGCUGAGCUCUCUCUUACAGCAUGGAUAUGCCUAUUUGGAACUGUUGAAGGUGGCAUAGUGGCCCUGAUUAUGGAAAGGAGAAACCUUUCGGUUUGGUCUCUGAAAUGGGAUACAAAACUGCUUGCUGCUGUCUACAGUGGCAUAGUUUGCUCAGGAAUGGCUUAUUACAUCCAAGGAGCAGUGAUGAAAACUAGAGGCCCCGUCUUUGUAACAACUUUUAAUCCCCUCUGCAUGGUCAUUGUGGCUAUCAUGGGCUCCUUCUUUCUGGCUGAACAAAUUUCCCUUGGGAGGGUCAUCGGAGCUAUUGUAAUUAUUUUAGGGCUGUAUCUUGUGGUGUGGGGCAAAAGCAAUGACUACGAGUCACCAUGUCCAACUACCAAAGAACAUACAUUGCCAGACAAGCAAACCGUAGAUGAGAGCAACAGCAUAGAGGAGCAUUCUAAUCACGAGGUCAUCAGUCUCAGUAACUUAGGUGCGGGAAACAUAGCUCGAGAUGAACAAGUAUAAGGAGACGUACUAAAUUCAAUAUAAAUUUCGGUAAUCAGGGAUAUUUCACCUUCAAUGCACUGUUUCCUAACAACAGAAACUAGAUAGGUUCCUAGCAGUUUGAUCCUUCAAUUAUGAUGUAAUAGAAGACGUUUUUAAUAUAACACUAUGGUAUGUCAACAAGGCAAGAAAAUCCCAGCAAAAGAUGACGGUGCAACUUCGAUCAUAUACAUUAUGUUGAUGGAGCAUGAUAUCAAGUAUUAAUCACAAUAGCUAGAAAUUUCAGAGGUUGGCGAUAUAGUCCGAACGGUCAUUCGUCAAUUAAUUUAGAUGACACCAUCGAAUUAGCAAGUGCAUCUAAUAUUAAUACGAAUUUCCUUUUCAAUUCA
Messenger RNA from Abrus precatorius (Indian licorice), 1557 nucleotides. Its product is annotated as WAT1-related protein At2g37460-like. The transcript has 6 exons. The record is from RefSeq and is a predicted model, not a curated record. NCBI's taxonomy places the organism in Eukaryota, Viridiplantae, Streptophyta, Magnoliopsida, Fabales, Fabaceae. Gene Ontology annotation, cellular component: plasma membrane. The coding region runs from base 104 to 1189 and encodes 361 amino acids. Gene Ontology annotation, molecular function: transmembrane transporter activity.